AUGGACACGUCUCCUGCCCUGCUCCUGCUGCUCGCGCUGGGAUUCUGCUUCCCUGGGAUCUAUGGCCAGAAACUUGAGAUGAAGGUCAGGUCUCCCAAGGACAUCCGGCAGCUCCGGGUGGGACAGAGGCUGGAGCUGGAGUGUCACACUGACAGGAGCCACGGGGCAUCCUGGAUCCGCCAGGACAGCACUGGGACCCUUCACUUCAUUGCCUUCAUCAAUUCCCUGUCCCGGCCCACGUUUGAGGGGGGGCAGAGAACGUCCACACGCUUUGAGGCGAGCAAAGACAGCACGAUCUAUCGGCUGGCAGUGAAAUCUUUCACACCACGGGACCAGGGCUGCUAUUUCUGCGUGAUGAAUCUCAACCAAAUGCUGCAAUUCAGCCCCGGCCAGCGAGCCUUCCUCCCAGCCACCACCACAGUGGCACCCAGCACAACAGCACCCACCACCCAGGGCAGCACCACUGAGGAGCCCAACCUCACAACUGCAGAGCCUGAGGGAGGAAUGCAGGGAGAUCCGAAUUUCUUCUGCCACAUCUUCAUCUGGGUGCCCUUGGCAGGUGCCUGCCUCCUGCUCCUCCUUGCCCUGGUGAUCACCAUCGUGCUGUGCCAACAAACCAGAAGACGAAGAUGCAGGUGCAAGAGACCUGCAAACGGGAAACCCCCCACCAAACCCAGGACACCAAACUAG
Melozone crissalis (California towhee) is the source of this 690-nucleotide messenger RNA. RefSeq names its product T-cell surface glycoprotein CD8 alpha chain-like. The coding region runs from base 1 to 690 and encodes 229 amino acids. The record is from RefSeq and is a predicted model, not a curated record. The transcript has 6 exons. NCBI's taxonomy places the organism in Eukaryota, Metazoa, Chordata, Aves, Passeriformes, Passerellidae.